Ananas comosus (pineapple) is the source of this 1201-nucleotide messenger RNA. Its product is annotated as E3 ubiquitin-protein ligase SINAT5-like. Gene Ontology annotation, cellular component: cytoplasm. The record is from RefSeq and is a predicted model, not a curated record. NCBI's taxonomy places the organism in Eukaryota, Viridiplantae, Streptophyta, Magnoliopsida, Poales, Bromeliaceae. The coding region runs from base 38 to 1030 and encodes 330 amino acids. The transcript has 3 exons. Gene Ontology annotation, molecular function: zinc ion binding; ubiquitin protein ligase activity; protein binding. Gene Ontology annotation, biological process: ubiquitin-dependent protein catabolic process; multicellular organism development.
GGAGGGGGGGGGGGGGGAGGAGGAGCUGAGAACGGUGAUGGAGUUGGAUAGCAUCGAGUGCGUCUCCUCCUCCGAUGGGAUCGACGACGACGAUGCUUCCGCGCACCUCGCCCACUCCUUCGUGAAGCAAGGGGUUAGCGCCGCCGCAGUAGGGGGCGGCGGUGGAGGCAGCGGGAAUGGUGGGGGAGGCGCCGGCCCGGCGAUCCACCCGGCGAACAGCGUCCACGAGCUCCUCGAGUGCCCCGUUUGCACCAACUCCAUGUACCCUCCCAUCCACCAGUGCCAAAAUGGGCAUACUCUAUGUUCCACCUGCAAGUCGAGGGUGAAUAACCGGUGCCCCACUUGUCGACAAGAGCUUGGAGACAUCCGGUGUUUAGCGUUGGAAAAGGUGGCUGAAUCGCUUGAGCUCCCUUGCAAAUACUACACCCUCGGUUGCCCUGAGAUCUUCCCAUAUUACAGCAAGCUCAAGCAUGAAGCCCAAUGUAGUUUCAGGCCCUACAACUGCCCUUACGCAGGAUCUGAAUGUUCUGCUGUUGGGGACAUUCCUGUCCUUGUUACUCACUUAAGGGAUGACCACAAGGUCGACAUGCAUACAGGGUGCACGUUUAACCAUCGGUACGUGAAGUCCAACCCCCGAGAGGUUGAAAAUGCAACUUGGAUGCUGACUGUUUUCCACUGCUUCGGGCAGUACUUCUGCCUGCACUUUGAGGCCUUUCAGCUAGGGAUGGCACCAGUCUACAUGGCGUUCCUCCGCUUCAUGGGCGAUGAGGCGGAGGCGAGGAACUACAGCUACAGUCUCGAGGUCGGUGCCAACGGCCGCAAGAUGAUAUGGGAAGGGACCCCCCGCAGCAUCCGCGAUAGCCACCGCAAGGUCCGUGACAGCCACGACGGCCUCAUAAUACAGCGGAACAUGGCCCUCUUCUUCUCAGGCGGCGACCGCAAGGAGCUGAAGCUCCGGGUGACGGGGCGGAUCUGGAAGGAGCAGCCGAACCCGGACAACGGAGUCUGCAUACCCAAUCUCUGUAGCUGAAGCACAUGAAGUUAAAAACUUUGGAAUCUGGGUUUGUUUGGGUUGGGUCUCUGUCAUUGUUUAUGCCAAACCAUCCGAUGCUGAUGCUAUUGUAACAUUCUAAAUUAUUCUUACAUCUUGUGAAUUUGGGAUUCGAGCUCAUAUUAAAUUAACUAAUAUAUACUCUCUCUC